GGUCCUCUCUCCUUCCCCAGCUUAUAUUCAUUUCCCCCAAUUCCUCAAUUUCCAUAUCACACCCCGCCACCACCGAGCUCCCUCCGAUCCCUUCUUUCCCGACGGUUCUGUUUCCUUUUCCGUCACCAACCACCGUUUCGACUUCGCGGUCUCCUUCUUCUCCGUUCGACUCAGUCUUAGCUAGGGUUUCGAAGCGCCGCAAAAGAAAUGGAUUGGGGCAACGUCACGGCGGAGGAUGUGAUCGACGCCCUCCGCGAGGUCGACUGGUCGUCUCCGCCGCGCCCUCUCUCUGAAUUCUUCUCCAGGUUCACCAUCCCCAGAUCCUCCUCCAAAUGGAAUAGCCGCCUCAAAUGCAAUCUUUACUACUACAGGACCAACUACUUCCUUUUGAUCGUGCUAGUUCUUGGCUUGGCUUUUCUCCGGAGUCCACUCGCUCUUAUUGCGGCUGUUCUUACUGCGCUCAGCAUUGCGUUUCUCAAUGACAGCUUUGCAGGUACCUUUAGUGAGAAAGUUUCAAGAACCGUGAGACAAUUCUCUCCACAUUUAGCUGCAAAAAUGAGACCUCCCCUUACGCCUGUAAUUCGUGGACGUCCAUCAGCUAAAAGAGCAAUAUUCAUAUGUGGUCGGCCUCGAUGGGUGUUUGUCAUGAUAUUCUCUUCUGUGAGUUUCAUUCUAUGGUUUGUCUCCUGUGGUCUCUUAACUGUGUUGUGGGCACUUGCUUUUGGACUUCUUGCCACUUUGUUGCACGCAAGCUUCAGAACACCAAACUUGAAAGCACGCCUGAACACUUACCGUGAGGAAUUUCGUGCAGUUUGGCGCAACUAUAGUGAGCUGUAGCCUUCCUAAGACCCUUUUAUUGUUUCUAUUUAGACAUUGUCCUGUUGAUUGUGAAUCUCAUACAAGAUAUGUGAUUCUAAACUUGAGCUUCGCUGUGGCUGCCUUCAAAUAACAUUGGUUAAACUGGAGUUCUCGGGACUCGGGUAAAAGCUGCCUCUUACCUUUGCAAAUCACCAGCAGGAUGUAAAUUGUGAUGAACUUUGUUAAUGUAAAGAAAAUUGCUUCAUUUCGCUAUCCGUUUGUGUAAGAAACAUUGAAGAGGGCCUUACUUUGUGCAGUAGUUGCUAACAUUCAUAGAACAUAUGAGCGUGCGUUCUUCGUGCCCUCUCUACUCGUCAUAAAAUCUGUUGCUUUUAAUAGAAUGCAAUGAUUUAGUUUAGUUGCA
Molecule: messenger RNA, 1222 nt
Organism: Malus domestica (apple)
Lineage: Eukaryota; Viridiplantae; Streptophyta; Magnoliopsida; Rosales; Rosaceae
Product: PRA1 family protein A1-like
Cellular component (GO): membrane
Source: RefSeq, a predicted model, not a curated record